CUACUUCUACCACUAUCAUCUCUAUGUUUUGCUUGCGCUGCUGCUGGACAAGCUAAUUUACUCAAGGUCCGGCUCAGGCAUCCGCUGCCACGCACGCCCUCACACAGCAUUCUUACAGACUCCGAGGUGCAUUCCGAACCCCAUUCUGCUGCACCUGAGCCGGCUGGACCAUGGACCACUCAACUGCUGCUGAGCAGCGAGCCACUGCCGUCGCCAAGCUCAAGCGCGCCGCCUCAUUACCCCGCAUGCAAAAUGGUCGCAGGCCCCCCAUGCACGUCGAAGCCGUCAGCGAAGGAGAGCGCUCACAAGGAGAGGAGAGGGGAGUGGGAGAGGACCAGGAGGAGGUCGAGAGGGGUCGGAAUGGGAGGGUGUCGCAGGUUAACGGUGCCGGGGAGGAGCCUGGUGGGAGGGAUGUCGAGUCGGGAGCAACGGUUGAAGCUGAAGCUACAGGGAGUGCGUUGGAGACUGAGGAGCCCAGGAACGAGGAGGCAGAUGGCGAGGAAGGGGAGGGCGGACAGAACGACCCUGCCAACACUGGAGAGUCGGUCAAGCCAGCCCGGAAACGACGCUCAAGGUCCCGGACAAGAUCAAGAGGUUCCAAGGACAUGAAGGGCAAGGGCUUCGCUAAGCCAUCCCCGCCCUUCAGCUCCGCCAGCCAUACCAACGAGUCUUCAGCAGAUGAGUACUAUACCUCAGGCCCUGGGGAAGACCCGCCCCCGUCCCCCCCUCUCAUAUCGCCUAUACCCUCUCAUCUUGCUGGCUUCCCUGCCUCUCGCUUUCUACGGUCACCAAUCACCCCCGUCGCUCCUUUGUUUUACCCUGGGACUACGCCGUCGACGCCUCUGCCCUCCCUCGAUGACAUCCAGAAGAGCGUGGGCGCGGGGCUAUUCCGGUCCAACAGCGCAGGAGCUGCGCGCGCCAUGGCUUUGUCCAAACUCACGAGAGGCGCAGAGCCUGUUGACUUCACCUCCAUUUCGGGAGCUUCGCCGACGUCAACGGCUAAACUGGCGAGGAACAACACAGUUGCAGGUGGGGAGCGGAUGGCCGCGCGACGGAUGUUGCUCAAUCGAUUGGGCAAUCGCCUCAACAACCAGACAGACGGGGAGCAAACCAGUGGUGGUGAGGAGGCGCCGCCCCCGCCUCCGACAGCGGCGAAGAAACGGAGACGGCGGUCUCAUAGGCGUAGCUCUUCACGCGCAUCGACCGUGGUCGACGACCGAGAGGAGCGCGAGCCUCCUUCUACGACUCCCAAUACGCCCAUCGUGCCCCCAUCGCCCCUCCUGCCGUUCCUUCGCAAUACCCCAGAACCCCCGCGCUCAGCUUCUCGAGCGAAUGGCGAGGCGGAGCUACCGUCGCCUAGGCCACUUCCCAGCCCAAAUCUACCAUAUAACUACGAAGCGCUGUUGGGCCAUCGUGGGGUCGUCAUCGAGGACGAGGAUGACCUCCCAGAUCGCAUCUCUCCUACUCGGCCACCUAAUCUGCCUACGACUCCUGCACGUAACCACCGCCCGCUUGCUGGCCCUCGUCUCCCUCAUACGUCUGAUGCUCCGUCAAAUGCGUCCACUGACUCUGCGGGAGUGGCAGUGCCGAUGUUCAUGUCACACAACGCGACCUUCCGACAGGACCUCUUCCCCGCGAGUCCAUUCCAGACACCUAUCAGAGAACCCGUCUACCCGGACGAGGAUGAGGUGCCCUAUCAGCAGGAGCAGCGGAGCAGGAGUAGGUUGGCGACUGCGACGAAUGCCUUUGAGCGCGAUAGUGAGAUCAGUUGGGUUGCAGAUCCCCUGAUUGAACGUCCGCUCGUCGACGAUGAGGAUGAGGACGAGGAUGAGGACGAAGACGAAGACGAAGACGAGGAAGAGAACGAGGAGGAAGAGGAAGCUGUCGAGCCCGGCCCAGAAGAGGAAGCGGACGAAUCCUUCGGAGACAACGUCGGACAGAGGUCUUCUCAGGAGUUCUCGCCUGAGCCAGAGCGGCCAUCUGCUCCAAAACCGCUGAUAGUCGAUGUCGAGACGUCUCCCGAAACGACUCCGGCUCACAUUCCUCCCUCACCUGCUUCCCUUACUGCUCUGUCCGCGGCGGCCGAACAGCAGCAUGCCGGUACCCAACCAUCACCCCAGACAUACCCAAUGCGGUUGUCGGUUGCUCGUUCGCCCUCCGCUGCGGCGGAGGAUACGGACUACGAUGAACCUAGAGCGGAGCACGCGCAGAAGCGUCAGGGCGAAGGGACUUGGCAGAAGGUCAAGAAUACGUUCACGCGCACCGGAUCCAAUGGUGGCCGCCGUUCCCGUACAAAUAGCCUCAGCACGCGGGAACGGAGGUACAAUACCGAUUCCAGUGUCAGUCGCGAGAGCGGUGCGAGCCUCAAGCUCGACCGUGAUCCGUCUGUGGGCGGUGUCUUCGCGAUGCAGCAGGCGCAGCCGCCCAUUGAGCUAUCCGCGUCAACGUCUGCCUCUGCGUCUAUUCUCUCCCUCGCUCCGCAGUCCGCGCCCCCUGGAGGCGUGUCGCCCGUCCCGCCGGCGUCUUCUGCCGACUUGCUCAAGUACGCGGACUCGAAGCUAUUCCCAUUCCCGGCGCUCAAGCAGCUAGAGGAACAACGGCGCGCGCGAGGCAUCACGCCGUCAUCCUCUUCUCCUGAUGUGGUUUCGUCGGCGAACGGGUUUCCCUUUCCUCUCGAGCACAUUCCCAGCUCUGCGAGUUCCUCGGGUGCUACUACCAAAGUCGCAGAUGGUGGCCGGGAACGCAAGUUGUCCCAUCAGGCGUCCGACAGCCGUCUGUGGUCCAAAUUCUCACAGCCUACUGGCCCGACACUGUCUACGACAUCGCCAACGGACUACUUCAGCACGCCUCCGCCACCUGUCAUCUCUCCCACGACGAGCAACUCCGGUUCCGGCAAACUACCGAUGAAUAGGGACGGCGUCAGGAAGUGGCUCAGCAAGUUUAAGUCCCAACCGUCCACUCCUCCAGCACCGAGUGGGCCGUUGUCGCCUCAGAUCGACUCCCGCCCGCGCAUUGGUCAGAAACCAUCUCUUUCGGACUUGCUCAUGCAGCGGAAAGAAAGCGAGCUCACCGCGCAAAGCUGGGAUGAUGUGAACAGCGACAAGUCGCGGACGCCGACGAACGUCACGAGUGCUCAGAGACUCGGAACGCCCAAGGAGACGACACACACUUUGGACACCUCUUUAGAUACGCAGCCUCGUACAGACGCGGACAUGAACCUGUUGUCCAGUGGAGCACCAUCGCCGGCAUACCUCCUGUCAGACUACUCUUCCUUAGGGUUCCCAUCCCCACCUGACCCCCCUUCUUCUACCACGCCGGAUCCUCAAUCUUCGCUGGAUGACUUUCCCACGCGGUCCACGUCGGAGUCGUUUUCGUCCACGAUGUCGUCUUCGCACCAUUCGCCUGAUCCUGUACCCAACGAUCCAACUGCUGGCGCGAUCAUCAUGGAGCGGCUCGACGAAGUGCUCGGGCGCGGUUCCAAGAGCUCGCUCUGGCCCUCUGCAAUUGACGAUCCGCCGCGAAAGCUUAUCUUGUCUUCGCCAGUCCUGCAGGUCGCGAACGCGAACACGGUCAAGGAUCGCUUCCUCUUCCUCUUCAAUGAUAUCCUCAUCAUCGCCAAGCCUAUCCUGCAGGACACUGACGCACUCUUGGACGCGACGAAGCCAAGCCCAUUGGACAGGAAGUACAUCGUGAAGAGCGUCGUCCAGCUUCGGGAGCUGAGAUUCAGCGGAGACCGGGACGACCCGCGCGCGAAGACAUCGGCAACUUCCAAUCCCAUGCGGCAUCCUGCAAUCCUGAGCUUCGUCGACCAGUUUGCGAAGGAUCCCGAACAUGCCGUCUCAAUGCUGCUGGGGAAGCCGAGCAUGAGAGAUGACGUCGCGCUUGGCCAGCUCCUCUUCCGUGCGACGGACUUGGACCGGGCGCGCCUUGGGGAAUACCUCUCACGGCGGUCAUCCAAGGUCGCGCUGAAGUCUUUCGCUGACAGCUUCGGGCUUACCGGGCUUCGCAUUGACAAGGCGCUCCGCGUGUUCCUCCAGGCCAUCCACGUCCCGUCGCGGACGACGGCAGGACACUCUAGUCCUCUCGAAUACUUGCUCGAUUCGUUCGCGAGCAGGUGGUAUGAGGCGAACGCUGCGAUAGUCACCUAUGACAAGGACCUCGCCGUCCGGCUUGUACGUGCGAUUGUGCAGCUCAACGAGGUUAUGCACGGCGCCAUCGCGUCAGAGCCUGGUAUCACUGGGUACCCCAAACGGAACGUGAUCACGCGUGACUUCAUUGAGGCUUUCAGGCGGUUCGACCCCCGCGGCCUUGUCUCGGACGACCUACUGGAUAAGAUUUACGCCUCCAUCCGGAAGGAAAAGCUCUACCAAGCUCGUCAUCCGUCCAGCAUAGCAAGCCAGCCUCACAUCGUCAUCAACAUCAAGCGUCCCCUCCCCCCUCGCCUCACCUAUCGCAUCCAGUCCGAACCUGUCAUUUUGCGCAUACCACAGCCCGACCCUCAGCUCAGCAUUCAGCUCUAUGGACAGGACUUGGUCUUUGAGCCGCCUGUACUUUCCUUUGCGAAGUCCUCAGAGGUCUCUUUCCGCGUCACGGGCACUGCGCUGGGAAAAAAGACCAUCAUCAUGUGGCGGUCGGGCCCGAAUGCUCUGGCAUACUCAGGACUACCGCUCAGCAGCCCUGUCGUCAUCGAGCGGUCGUUCAUGCGCAAUACCUUCCAGGUGGCCUUCUUGAACCAUACAGGUCUCAAGCGGAGGUACAUGUUCAGCGUGGAUGACUCCUUAGUCCGGCACCAGUGGACGGUCUCAAUCAAGCGUCAGAUCGAGAUUGCUUCGAACACGCCCCCUUCUCCUUCGACGAGUCGCGCUGCUGAAGCCCUGGCUUUCAAAGUUCUUCAGGACACUUUGAUAACCUUGGAAGAUCCCACUGUGACUUUCUCAGGUCCUUACCCUUCUGCCGUCGACCAAGCCUUGGCGCGUCUGAACACCAACGGCAGCCGGAGUCGGAGCGGGAGCGUUAACAGCGCAUUCGGGCGCCCCGUUGCGCGUCGCCUCGCACCCGCCGCGCACGUCCGCUCCAAGUCUCGCAGCCAACUCUACCGGCAGAACGGGGCAGGCAGGUUGGAAUCAGAGUUGGACGAUGAGGACGAGCCUCGCUUGCUGGACAGCUCCCCGUCGCAGCGGCUAGAAGGGCGCUUGUGGAGCGGACACGACCUGGAGGUGGUUUGCCGACAGAACAGCUCAAUACCUUCCGUGCUGGCGUAUCUGCAGGUUGGGCUGGGUCAGAAUGGGUAUAUACAUGGCAAUGGGACUGCUUCAUGACAAUGGCGUGGUGGCGUUCGACUCUCAGUUUUAUCUCAUCGUUAAUUGCUGCUGUGGAUGCAUGUUACUGCUCUGUGUACUAUUCUCCUGUCUCUUUGGCAGUUCCUCUAUCACCCCUCAUGGAUCCCUCUGCUCGUCGUCACGCCUACCAGCCAUCAUCUUUUAGCUAGAACUAACACUCGCUCGAUUGUCCUGUUAAUGUUAUGUAUGCGCAACGCUCAGUAUGGAGUCCCGUACUAUUGUUUUCAUUAUCGCUAAUACGCUCCUUUCGACAUACAAUGUACUGAAAGUCCA
Messenger RNA from Dichomitus squalens LYAD-421 SS1, 5612 nucleotides. RefSeq lists its product as uncharacterized. The transcript has 4 exons. Gene Ontology annotation, biological process: regulation of ARF protein signal transduction. Bases 171 to 5318 code for a protein of 1715 amino acids. The record is from RefSeq and is a predicted model, not a curated record. NCBI's taxonomy places the organism in Eukaryota, Fungi, Basidiomycota, Agaricomycetes, Polyporales, Polyporaceae. Gene Ontology annotation, molecular function: guanyl-nucleotide exchange factor activity.